Molecule: messenger RNA, 1924 nt
Organism: Salvia splendens (bonfire salvia)
Lineage: Eukaryota; Viridiplantae; Streptophyta; Magnoliopsida; Lamiales; Lamiaceae
Exons: 6
Coding region: 278-1450 (390 amino acids)
Source: RefSeq, a predicted model, not a curated record
GUUAGUACUGUCAUUGCAUUCCCGAAUCCUCUUCCCUCACUCUUGGUUUGUUUUCAGUCACAAACUUCCAUUUUUCUUAUUUAAGAUUUAAUGAAAAACCCAUUCUUCAAAACCCCAAUAAACAAAAAUCCCCCCUUUGCCCAAAUUUCUAUUUAAAAACCCUUCAGAACCCUAAAUUCGUCGAGUAAUCAAUUCAAUCUUACAUCGAGCGUUUGCUGCACAACGUCAAUUGGAAGGAGUUUCUGUCGUUUUGAGUGUUGAGUUUUGUUGCGGAAGAAUGUCAACGAGGAGGAGAGCAGGGGAGGAGAGAUUGUACUACUGUCCACCGGCGAUGCGGCGGCGGCAGCAGGAGCUGGAGCUGGAGCUGGAGCUGGAGCUGGAGCUGGAGCUGGAGCUGGUGCAGGAGCUGGAGCUGGAGCUGGAGCAGGAGCAGGAGCAGGAGCAGGAGCAGGAGCAAUCGGAGCUGAAGUCAGCCCCGUCGUCGCCGCUACCGGAGAGUAAAGGAUCCGGGUUGGAUUCGUAUUUGGAUCGGUUUUUGGAGCACACCACUCCCGUUGUUGCAAGUCAACAUUUUACUAAGACAAGUAUGAUAUCUUGGAGAAAUCGUGGUGCUGAGUUCGAUCCAUACUUCAUGCUCAGGGAUCUUUGGGAAUCUUUCAGAGAGUGGAGUGUUUAUGGAGUCGGAGUUCCCCUCCUUUGGAAUGAGAGUGAUUCUGUUGUCCAAUAUUACGUACCAUCCCUCUCUGGCAUCCAAUUGUAUAUAGAUCCAACGCGCUGUGUUGUGGAACACAGAAGACAUGGUGAGGAAAGUGAUGCUAAUUCCUCCAGGGGGGUGAGUACUGAUGGUGAUAGUGAAGGAACGGACAGAGGAGCCAAUGAUGCUCGUGGAUCUUGGAACCAGAAGAACAAUAUUGGUCAUGGAUUUAGAAGAUAUGCAGGGGGAAACAACCCUUCUAUGGAAUCAUCCGUGGAUGGGGACGGUAUUAGCAACCCCCCUGGUCUACUUAUCUUUGAAUACUUCGAAAGGGAUCUCCCAUUUCAUCGUGAACCGCUAGCUGAUAAGAUGUCAACACUUGCCUCUCAAGUUAAUGAGUUAAAAACAUAUAGGAGUUGCGAUCUGAGUCCUUCAAGUUGGAUUUCUAUUGCUUGGUACCCGAUAUAUAGGAUACCUGUAGGCCAUACUCUACAAAAUGUCGAUGCAUGUUUCUUGACUUUCCAUUCACUUGCUAAACCUGUGAAAGGUGGGUAUGAUGCUAGUAGCAAGCUCUCCCUACCUACUUUCGGGCUUGUUUCAUACAAGUACAAAGCCGCGGACUGGAAAGAGAAUGGGGUUGACGAAGGCCUGAAGGUCAAUUCCCUCUCACGAGCCGCUGAUAAUUGGCUUCGGGCACUGCAAGUUGAUCACCCUGACUACAACUUCUUCAUGUCACACAACACUCUCUGGAGUUAGUAGGAUAAACCGCAAGAACUCAUCUCCAACCGUCUCUAUACUGCCUUCAGCAUGGUAGAACCAACCCUCUCAUCGUUGCCACGAUACAGGCAGUAAGCGGUGUGUGCCUACGUAACUGGUAGAUGAUGAUGAAGUUUUGCACGGGAGAUGCGUAUUACGGUGCAGAGGAAGUUUUGACACCCGCCCUAGUAAGUAGCUUUCCUAUAACCAAAUGCAUAUAUUAGAUGUUUGGUGAUGGAUUUUGAACUUCUGAAUGAUAGAUAACUGUCUUACUGGCCCUGCCUCAUUUCCCUCUCCUAUUUUUUUUUAUCUGAAAUCGGGCCAUCGUCCUGAUUAGGCUGCCUGAUGACGACGAAUAGUAGUAUAUUAUGUAUACAACCUUUUGGCUAUGUAAUACCGAAUAGAUUGUAUAUUAAUAACCUGCCUGCGAUGCGUGGUUAUAUUUAAAUUUUGAAGUUUUUUUUUUUUUUUUUG